AUGCAACUACUAACGACUGACGGCCUUGUCUCCCGCGGUGGAGCACUACAGAGUUCUCAGACUCUUGACGGGUCUGAUCCUGUGGCCGUCGUGGGCUUCUCUUUGAGAUUCCCCCAGGAUGCCACCUCCCCCCAAUCCUUCUGGAAAAUCCUUCAAGAAGGUCGAUCCGUCACAACAGAAGUUCCUUCUGACCGAUUCAAUAUAAAUGGUUUCUACCACCCAGAUGCGUCUCGAAAUGACACAGUAAACGCACGGGGUGGCCAUUUCUUAAAAGAGAAUGUAGCAGCCUUUGACGCACCGUUCUUUUCCAUGAGCCCCGGUGAGGUCGAAAGCUUGGAUCCGCAGCAACGAGGUUUGCUGGAGACAACUUACAGGGCCCUCGAAAAUGCUGGCAUUCCCGUCGAAAGAGCAGCGGGCUCCGCCACCUCCGUCUAUGUCGGGGCGUUGGGAGUUGAGUACAACCGAUUCUUCGAAUUCGACGAAGAGGUCCAGGCCACGUAUAAGGCUACCGGUAACUCAGGAGCCAUCUUAGCCAACCGGCUGAGUUGGUUCUACGAUCUGCGGGGGCCGAGCAUGACCAUUGAAACAGCUUGCUCUAGCAGUUUGAUUGGCCUGCACCUUGCCUGUCAGAGCCUUCGCUCGAAGGAGUCGCGAAUGAGUUUGGUAUGCGGCUCACAGCUCUACCUCGAACCAAUGACAAGCGCGAUCUCGCUCUCCGCUCUGCAAUUUAUUUCUCCUGACAGUCGCUGCCACAGCUUUGGGGCUGAUGGAAACGGCUAUGCCAAGGGCGAAGGGUUCGGCGUCCUGGUACUGAAGCGGUUAAGUGAUGCUAUAGCUGAUGGCGAUGUAAUUCGAGCGGUGGUCCGAGCGACUGCGACGAACCAAGAUGGGCGCACUCCCGGUAUCUCUCAGCCAAGUCAGGCAGCUCAGGAGAUGUUGAUCCGGGAGGCGUACCGUUCGGGUGGUCUGGAUCUCGUAUCCACCCGGUUAUUUGAGGCCCAUGGUCCGGGUACGAAACUAGGUGAUCCCAUUGAAGCAGGUGCCAUAAAAUCAGUCUUCCAGAAACAUCGCAGCCCGGACGACCCCAUGCACAUUGGUGCGGUGAAAGCCAACAUCGGCCAUUUAGAAGCGACAGCUGGUCUGGCGGGUCUGAUCAAGACAAUUCUGAGUCUGGAGAAAGGCAUCAUCCCCCCGAUAGCUGGACUUAAAGAGGUCAACCCUCGGAUUCCGGCAGAUGAAUGGAACCUAAAGUUCCCGACCAAGCCGCUUCCAUGGCCCACAGAUGGUCUCCGACGGGCAUCGGUCAACGCAUUUGGCUAUGGAGGAUCGAAUGCCCACGCCGUCCUGGAUGACGCAUACAACUACCUGCGGGAGCAUGGCCUUGAAGCACACCACGUCACUGCAACAAGACCGCCCUCCUUGGCUAUCUUAGAGAAUGGCACCCCAUACGUUUUCACCUGGUCUGCAUCCGAUUCCAACGGAAUUGAGCGACUCGGGGCAGCAUAUGAAGACUACCUAACUGGUAUCGACUCUCAUGACGCAUCGGAGGAAUUCUUGCGGGAUCUAGCAUACACCUUAUCCAACAAACGCAGUGUUCUGCCCUGGAAGUCUUUCGCGUUGGCAGGAAACCUGGAAAGUCUCAAGACGCAGGUACAAAAUAUGCCGAAGCCCGUGCGAUCGUCGACAAGCCCUCGGAUCAAUUUUGUCUUUACCGGUCAAGGUGCACAGUGGGCCCGAAUGGGUAUUGAGCUUCUGAAAUACGAGACAUUCCGGCAAAGCAUUCUAAAAGCGGACUCCUAUCUUAAAGGACUCGGAAGCUCCUGGUCGCUGAUCGAAGAGCUGCACAAGCCUGCAAAUUCCUCUCAGAUUGAUAGCCCGGCGUUAGCACAGCCGCUAUGUACCGCUCUGCAGGUAGCACUGGUGGAGCUCCUCGAGGGAUGGGGUGUGGUUCCCUGGGGCGUGGUGGGCCAUUCGUCGGGAGAGAUUGCCGCUGCAUUUUGCGCAGGAGCAAUUUCCCGUGAAUCAGCUUGGACAAUUGCCUACUUCCGUGGAGCACUGGCUGCUCGGGUAGCAGAGUCAAAUACUGGCGAACGUGGAGCCAUGAUGGCUGUUGGCUUGUCCGUAUCUGAACUCCAGCCUCAUUUCGACGAGAUCUCGGCUGUCCACGGCAAACAAUGCCUGUCAAUUGGUUGCAUAAAUAGCGCCAACAACAUUACCGUGACAGGGUUGGACAAGUCUAUUGACGCCCUCAAAGUCCGCCUAGACGAGAAGCAGGUGUUUGCCCGCAAGCUGACAAUUCCAGUUGCCUACCACUCUUCUCACAUGGAAGUGAUUGCCGAGGAAUACAAGAGCCUUUUGCAGGGUAUUUGCCCGCCGAAUCAAUCUGCUCGGAAAGGAGAGACACCCGUCGUUUUCUCAUCCGUCACAGGACAACCUGUUCCAGUCAAACAGCUCUCUCUGCCCCAAUACUGGGUGAAGAAUCUCGUGUCGACUGUCAGGUUUUCUGAAGCUCUUGGUCAUCUGUCCCAAUCCAGCCGUAAUGCAGGGUCUAACACGCAAGUGGAUCACUACAUUGAGAUUGGUCCACACGCAGCUAUGCAGAGAGCGGUCAUGGACAAUAUACCUCAAUCUGAAAACGUCAAAUAUGAUGCAGCAAUGCGACGGGGUGUCUCCGGAUUGAAAUCCUUGCAGCAGCUCUCCGGGAAACUUUGGACUGAAGGUUACCCAGUCAAGAUUGAAGCUGUCAAUAGCCAUGGGUCGAACCGACCGGCGAAAAUGGUAGUUGAUCUACCAGAGUACCCGUUCAAUCAUUCCCAGACUUACUGGCUUGAGAGUCGACUGUUCAAGAAUUACAGAACGCGCGACUAUAUUCGACACGAGUUAGUAGGCAUUCCCACAAACGACUGGAAUCCGCUCGAGCCUAAGUUCCGCUUCACCAUUCGAGUAUCCGACCUACCAUGGCUGACAGACCAUCGGUUGAAUGGAUCCCCGGUCUACCCUGCCGCAGGAAUGGCAGUCAUGGCUAUUGAGGCUGCUAGGCAUCUUGUCAAGCCUGGUCAUGCAGUUAGAGGAUACCGCCUGCGAGACGUAAGGAUCUUCUCUGCCUUAGUCGUCCCUGAGACCCCUGAAGGGGUAGAAAGCCAGAUCUUCCUACGUAAUGCAGAGAACAGUCGGACCACUGGUGUCCAGACAGUCGAAUGCAGAGAGUUCAACGUAUAUGUGUACUCGGACAAUGAAUGGCGGGAGGUCUGCGCUGGCUCUGUCGUCACGGAAUACGAAGAGACGCCCGAUGAGGUGUAUGGAGGCGACGAGCGAAGCUUAACCAAGAACCAUUACCAGUCGAUGUACCAACAAGCAGUCAACCGUUGCUCAGCGACGAGUACUCAGCAGGUCUUCUAUGAUGCUGGUCAUAAGAUUGGGUAUGGCUUUGGUCCCCUGUUCAAUACUCUUCACGACCUAGCCUACGAUCCGGAAGGGGACCAAGCUGUGGCCGUCGUUGAGCCUGAUGAGUGGAGAGGUAAAGUUCCCGAGAAGAACUCUCAAGUCCAGCCGCAUAUCAUCCACCCCACAGCCUUGGACGGGGUGUUCCAAGUUACGGCUGUGGCGACCACCAAAGGUGGAACAGAACUUGGCCCAUUGCAGGCACCGACUCAACUGCGAGAUUUCUGGAUCUCGCAUGAUUUGAUUGAGCGCAAACCAUCCACAAAACUGAAUGUUCUGGCGCAGACCACGCUACAAGCAGCCCGAGAAACUGACUCGUUCAUUCUUGCCAUCAAUUCAGAUACGGGAGAACCAGCCAUUGUGAUUGAGGGCUAUCGGGUGACAACCGUGUCUAGCCUUAGCUAUAAGCCAUCCGAGAAACGCAACAUCUUUUACAGGCUCGAUUGGAAGCCUGAUGUUGACCUUAUUAGCAGCUCACAGACGGAGGCUUACUGCUUAGACAAAGAGACAAUGCCCGUUCAAUGGAAGCCUUCUAAGAAUGUGGUGACUCUGCACUACAUGUCGGAAAUGUUGAAGGAGCUGGACGCUCAAGGCUACGAGACUUCUUCCUCAUACUUCCAAAGGUACUUGGCCUGGGUGCGAUAUCAUUUCGACCUUUUGGGGGACAGCAAUCCUCUUCUCCAAACACCAUGGAAAGAUACUUUAGCCGACGAGAGUCGUCGCGAGAAAUAUUUGGAGGAGUUCGCAGCGACAGGCCCGGUUGAGGGCGCGGUUAAUUCGUUCUGCAAGCACCUUGCCGCAAUUGUCCGCGAAGAAGUGGAUCCGUUAGACCUCCUCUUCAAUCAAGGCUUGGCGAAGGACCUGUACAAGGACGAGAUUUUCGUGACUACCGCCAAGCGGAUGGCGGUCUUCAUGGAUCUCCUUGCGCACAAGAACUCCAAGCUUGAUAUCCUUGAGAUCGGUGCUGGUACUGGAAGCGGUACCCAGCAAAUCCUGUCGGCCUUGGGAAAACAGGGUAGCGAUAAAGGCGUGACUCCUCGAUACCAAUCCUACACCUUCACCGAUAUUUCUCCUGGGUUCUUUGAAAAGGCCAAGGUUAAAUUCUCCGACCAUGUUGAUCGCAUGAUUUUCCAGACAUUGGAUAUCGAGCGCGAUCCAGCUGAGCAGGGUUUCACACCGGGGGAAUACGAUGUUGUAAUUGCUGCCACUGUGCUGCAUGCCACCCAAUGUGUCAGCGGCUACAUCAUUCUCAUGGAGCCAACAAACAAGCAUGACACCGUGCUCAAUGGCAUCUGGGGAACACUUCCAGGAUGGUGGAGAUCAACCGAAGAGGACCGGAAGUGGUGCCCAUUGUAUUCUCGGGACGAAUGGGAUCACUAUCUGAGACAGACCGGAUACACUGGUGUGGAAAUGGCAAUCACCGACUUCCCAGAUGUCGAGAACCAUACACUCAGCUUCCUCCUCUCUCGAGCAUCUCAUGAGGAACCGAGCCGGGUUGAACUACCGGAUUCGCUUUUUAUUGCUGCCGAUACCGAGUUUCAACUCAAGGUUGCCGAAGAUAUUGCUUCCUACUUCUCCUCGACGUGGGGGAAGCAAUGUGACAUCCUCACGCCUGAUGCUAUCCCCGAGCAAACUUCACAGUCGAAUGUUUGUCUCUCACUUCUUGACCUGGGACGACCGUUCCUAGCGGCAAUGAGUGGGAAGGACUUUGCUCGCUUCAAGAGACUUGUAGACUUUUCAAGUCAUAUCUACUGGAUAACAUCCGGUGCUGAUGUUAACGCUGCACUACCAGAAAAUGCAAUGACUUCCGGUUUUAGUCGAGCUGCAAUGCUGGAGAAGCCUGGCCUUUAUUGGGCUAAUUUGAACAUCCAGGACAUAGCCUCUGCCGGCAAGACUAUUUGCAGUGUCCUUCAGCGCUCAUGUGGCGCGUCCGGGGUUGAGAACUGGGAGGGCGAUUAUUGCGAGACCAACGACAUGGCACUCAUUCCCCGCGUGGUAGAAGCCAAUGAUAUCAAUGAUUAUGUCUACUCCCAGACUGGCAACCGAGACAUCGAGAGAAGGCAGCUUGGCAGGGAGCCAACUGAAGCUCUGGAAAUACAAUUUUCUCCUGGGCAGCUUGGCAGUUUCCGGUACGCCAGGGAUGAGACUCCAAGUAAGCCGCUAGCAGAAGACGAGGUGGAAGUGACAGUCAAGGCCACGGGAGUCAACUUUGCCGACGUGAUGUGUGUACUUGGGCAGAUCACCGACUCUUACAUAGGACAUGAAUAUGGGGGCGUUGUCCGGCGAGUUGGUUCUGCAGUGAAACAUCUGGCGCCUGGUGAUCGCGUCUGCGGCAUGGCCUCUGGGGCGUUUAAGACGUUUGUCCGGAACAAAGUCCACACCACCAUCCCUAUUCCUGAUCAUAUAGCGUUCACCGAUGCCUUCCCAGCGGUAUGGCUGACAGCGCUGUACGGCAUCACCCACCUGGGCCGCCUUCGUAAAGGCGAGUCUGUACUUAUACAUGCAGCCGCGGGCGCUGUCGGUCAGGCUGCCAUCCAGUUGGCACAGAAUAUCGGUGUCGAUGUGUUUGUGACAGUCAGUUCUACAGUCAAAAAGAAUCUUCUGCAAGAGCGUUAUGGAAUCCCUGGCGAUCGUUUCUUCUCGAGCCGAAAGUUGGCAUUCGGCAAGCAGAUACUGCGCGCAACCAACGGUCGCGGUGUCGAUGUUGUCCUCAACUCAAGCUCAGGCGAGGCACUCGCUGAGACUUGGAGAUGUGUCGCGCCUCUGGGACGGUUCGUUGAGAUUGGAAAGCGAGACAUCUACUCUUUCCAGAAGCUUGCCAUGUACCAGUUCUCUAAGAACGUCACUUUCUCUUCACUGGACCUCCAAACGGUAUACAAGAAUCAUCCGGCUGUUAUUAAGCAACUGAUGGAUGAGCUACAUGAGCUGCUCUUUGCAAAUAAGUUGGGUCCUCCUCAGCCGGUGACAAAGUUCUCACGCGGGGAAUUUGAGUCGGCCUUCCGUUACCUUCAAACUGGCCGUCAUAUGGGCAAGGCAGUGAUCGACUGGGAGGAAGAGGCGGAGGUCUCGGUGGUGCCCAGUAACGACCCGGAAUAUGUCUUCGACUCUGGAGCCAGUUAUCUGAUUGCUGGUGGUCUGGGCGGUAUCGGCCGGAGUCUAUCAAGGUGGCUUACCACUCGAGGAGUCAAGCAUUUGAUCUUACUGUCCCGCUCGGGCGCAGUUACUGAUGAUGCCAUUAAGCUAGUCAAAGAGCUUACAGAACGAGGUGUCAAUGUGGCUACUCCCCAGUGUGAUGUUAGCAACUCCGAGUCUCUGGCGAGCGCAAUCGGUGAUUGCAAACAGACAAUGCCUCCAGUCAAGGGAGUGAUCCAGGCCUCUAUGGUACUUAAGGACCGAUUGUUUGACAACAUGUCUCUGGCAGAAUGGCAGGCAGUGCUCGACCCCAAGGUCGCUGGAACUUGGAACCUCCAUCACCAUCUUCCAGCUGACAUGGACUUUUUUGUCAUCUUGUCUUCCCUGGGUGGCAUGAUUGGGUCGAGAGGCCAGUCUCAGUAUAAUGCCGCCGCAACGUUCCAGGAUGCAUUUGCUCGCCAUAGAUGGGCACGCGGCCAGAAAUGCAUAUCCAUUGAUGUCGGUUUACUCACGUCCGUCGGCUACGUGGCGGAACAAAAGGACGUAUCCGAGCGGUGGGUCAACGCCGGUUUCGACGCCCUGUCCGAGAAAGAGCUUCACAGUGUUGUGGACUGGGCUUGUAAUCCUCGCCUGAAUGUGUCAUCAGGAUGGGAGACUCAGGUCCUCACGGCCCUGAACCGGCCUAUGGCCAUGAUUCAGCAAGGCAAAGAACUGCUGCCUUACAUGAAGCGGACCUUGUACCGACAUCUGCACCGGAUGGACCAAAGCACGACUGCGUCCGCCCCUACCUCUGCUCAGGCCGUAGACUAUGGAGCCCUUCUCGGGGCUGCUGGCAAUGUAGAAGAAGCAGGAGCCAUUAUCGCCACAGCUCUCGCGCAGAGACUCUCUCAAGCCCUCUCGGUACCGGAGGAGGAUGUUGAUAUCAAUAGGCCUGCUCAUUCCUUCGGUGUGGACUCUCUGGUGGCCGUCGAGCUGCGGUUCUGGUUCGCCAAUGAAAUGAAGGCAGAGCUCUCGGUCUUCAAUAUCCUGGCAGACUGUAGCAUCAGGGAGUUGGGUCAGCAAGCGGCUGGCAAGAGUCAAUAUGUGCAGAAGGGGCAAGGGAACUAA
Molecule: messenger RNA, 7680 nt
Organism: Aspergillus vadensis CBS 113365
Lineage: Eukaryota; Fungi; Ascomycota; Eurotiomycetes; Eurotiales; Aspergillaceae
Exons: 8
Coding region: 1-7680 (2559 amino acids)
Biological process (GO): secondary metabolite biosynthetic process; fatty acid biosynthetic process
Molecular function (GO): oxidoreductase activity; zinc ion binding; fatty acid synthase activity
Source: RefSeq, a predicted model, not a curated record